ACUCCAACCCCACUCUUCAACCAACCCAACCACCCACAGAUUCCCAUUUCCUCCCCCCACAUGCCACCAUUUCCUCCUCUCCUUACCGCCGCAGCAACCAUCUAAUACUCCACCAAAGGUUUUGGUACUAAUUUUUACGUCAGCAUUGCGUAAAUGGCGCAGCUUUCUCGCCAACAGUCCGACUUAAAAAACCGAGUGAUCACUUGCCUCAACAAGCUCUCCGACCGGGACACUCUUCCCCAAGCCUCCAACGAGCUCGAGUCCAUAGCUAAGACCUUGUCCAACGACGGUUUUGCACCUUUCCUAACUUGCCUCUCCGCCACUGAUUCUUCCGACAAGUCCCCAGUCCGCCGCCAAUGCGUCCGCAUCCUCGGCAUCCUCUCCGCCGCGCAUGGCGACGCUCUUUCCCCUUACCUCUCCAAAAUGCUCUCCUCCCUCCUCCGACGCCUUCGCGACCCUGACAGCUCCGUCCGCUCCGCCUGCGUCGACGCCGUCUCCUCCAUUGCCUCGCACAUAACUAGACCGCCGUUUUCUCUCAUUUCGAAGCCUUUGAUCGAUUGUAUAUCUCACGAGCAGGACUACAAUGCGCAGAUCGGAGCUUCACUCUGUUUUGCCGCUGCUAUUGAGGCUGCGCCGGAGCCUGACCCUGCCGAGCUCAAGAAACUCUUGCCUAGACUGCUAAAACUGGUGAAAAAUGAUUGCUUCAAAGCAAAAUCUGCUUUGCUGUCGCUAGUUGGCAGCAUAGCUAGGGUUGGAGGUGCUUCCAGUAAAAAUGUAGUCAAUAGUUUGGUUUCGACUAUGGUCGAGUUCCUGAGUAGCGACGAUUGGUCGGCAAGGAAGGCUGCCGCCGAAGCAUUGGGGAUGUUAGCAGUGGCAGAGAGGGAUUUUUUAUCAGAUUUUAAGUCCAACUGUGUAGCUGCCUUGGAAAGCAGACGAUUUGACAAGGUGAAGGUUGUAAGGGAGACGAUGAAUCGGGCAAUGGAAUUGUGGAAAGGGGUUCCGGGAGUUUCAGAUGAGGUUUCGGAUGAAGCAGAAUCCAAGUCCUCCGUGAAAGAUUUUGGCAGUGAUGAUUUUGGCUAUGUGACCCCUCAUAUGAAAAAAGCAGCCCCUAGAAUCAGGUCACCCACGUCCAAUACUUCAUCUACUACCAACAAUCAAAAGAAUACUUCUUUGAAGAGUGAUUUUGGCAAACCAAAAGCUGCAAGGUCUUGUCAGGCGGAUUUUAAAAGGUUCUCUGAGUGCAGAAUUGAAGUUGCUGUACCAGAAAAUCCCAUUGAGCAGAUGAACCAAAACCUUGGAGAUUCAGAUUCAGAAGAUAGUGAAAGCUGCUUAAACAGAAAUUUUGAAGCGAAGUGCUUCCCAUUCAACCGAAACUCAGAUGAAAGAAGCAGGAUUGGUAGUUCGAAAUUUGGGGCUCGUGUGGUUCCAUUAUAUGGGAAUGCAGACUGUGAUUCAACUGCACUAGAUAUCAAUGCUACUGAUGUGGCUGGGAGCCAAAAAGAGUUUGAAAACCUAUCUUUGAUACAGAAACAACUUCGUCAGAUUGAAAACCAGCAAUCAAGUUUAUUGGAUCUCCUUCAGAGUUUUAUUGGCCAUUCACAAAAUGGGAUGAAUUCUCUGGAGAGACGUGUAAAUGGUCUAGAGAAAGCUCUUGAUGUGAUGUGCAGUGAUCUGGCAAUAUCAACAGGAAAGAUUACAGACACUGAUGCUACAGGAAAUACAUGUUGCAUGCUGCCUGGUGCAGAAUUCUUGAGUCCUAAGUUCUGGAGGAAAAGUGACGGACAGAAUUUCAGUUCGAAGGUUUCUUUCUCAAACCGAUGCCAGUCACUUAAUUAUAUGCCAAACAAAUAUGUAAAUUCUGAAUCAUCAAAACUGGAGAGUCCAAUAGAGAAGCAUCAAAUAGGGAGUGUGUCUGCUGUGGGCUUCAUGGGAGAUGCUCAAGCAGGCUCUAGGGAAACUCCGGAUUCCCACUCAAAAAGAAGGAUUAAUAGGUUACUCAAAGAUGCUGAUGCGGUAAAAAGUUUCUAUAGUGGUGGCCUUGAUAGGGCAUCACAUGCUACUUGUGUACAGAAGCAGACUUGAAUAACUGGUCAUGAAGAACAUGGAAAAGUCGCCGCAGGCUCCACAUUCAGAUGACCGAUUGUCCAUCAUGAAUUGAAUUAGAAUAGGUUCUAGGUUAAAUUCCAAGCAGGGAAGAUCUUAGUUCGGUAGAAUUGCAUGUCAAAGGGUUGGAGCACCAUGCAGCAGCAAUUUUCUCUGUAUUUAUACCACUUCAAAAAGAUCCUUAUUUCAGGGUUUAUUGUGCACGACAUGAUGCUGCCCGUCUUGCGUAA
This is a messenger RNA of Coffea eugenioides, 2333 nucleotides long. Its product is annotated as TORTIFOLIA1-like protein 4. Gene Ontology annotation, cellular component: microtubule. Gene Ontology annotation, molecular function: microtubule binding. The coding region runs from base 154 to 2082 and encodes 642 amino acids. The record is from RefSeq and is a predicted model, not a curated record. The transcript has 5 exons. Lineage: Eukaryota; Viridiplantae; Streptophyta; Magnoliopsida; Gentianales; Rubiaceae.